GAAUUAUAUUUUAUUAGUAAAAUGCGUGGUUAUUAUUGUAAUUUUUGAUAUUUAAUCUAUUUUCGUAUGAGAUGUUUAGUGUUUCUAUUGUUCACAUGAGUUCAGUGAAACAGCGAUACGAUUUUAGCCUGAAAAGGGGCAGUAAACGGUAAAGCGUUCAGAAUGUUAUAUUCGUAUCGAGUCCCUAUUUAAGGUUCAUAAUUAGAACGUGGAUUGCGAUACGUGUGUGUAUGUAGGUAUAUACUUAGCACGGUUCUAUGCAAUUAGUGAGUCAGAUAGUUGUUUGUGUUAAAAACACCAUUAAAUUGUUAUCAGUGCUUGCUUUAAGCCGAGUGGUACUUGGCGUUGAUUCACCCGACUUCAUUCGACUCUCCUCCGGAUGUGAUUUGUCGACGGAAAAAUGUGGUAUCAUAUUUGUUAGUAGCGCAGUGCUGUGGUCGUAACAGUUUGUUUCCUUCGUAUGUAGUUAGCGGAUGGGUUAUGUAAAUUGUUAUUCGCAUAUAUUCUCUUCGAUAAAGGCAGAAGAUUUUAAGUAUUUUAGUGAUAGUGAUUACGAUGGCAUCUGUGUCGGAAUCGCCUCUGACUAGGUCAAGAAAUAGGCCAGUGCUGUCUCGAUACAGGCCCGUCAAUGAGAGUACAGAUCAGUUGCAGAGUAAGCGCGAGCUGUUCUUCAAAUCGGAUACUGUCAGCGGCGGCGGGGUGAGCGCCACGGGUCUGCCAAAUGCUGCGCCACCCGUGCCGCCGAUGGCUCCUUCGGCGCUCAAAGACGCUCUCGCUAAGCGCUCCGCCACACUCCCAGAUCCGACAGAGAGUAGUCACCACGAGCCUAACGGCACCGCUGCAGUGAAGCUCAGCAACAGCGUAUCUGUGGACGUAGGGAAGACAUCGUCAAUGCCUCCACAAAUGCAAGCGCCCCCAGUACCUACAACUGCACCGCCACCCGUCAAUGCUCCGCUCAGGAGUACAGAGAAUAUAAUGAAGAAAUCUGAUCACCCACCAGUUGCACCAAAACCAGAUCUACCUAAGAUAGAGAAACCAAAAACCAAAGAAUUAGAUGGAUACGUUGGCUUCGCGAAUCUACCAAACCAAGUGUACAGGAAAGCGGUCAAGAAAGGCUUUGAAUUCACGUUAAUGGUUGUAGGUGAGACGGGCUUGGGCAAAUCGACGUUAAUAAACUCCUUGUUCCUGACGGACGUGUACGAUAAAGACAAGCAUCCAGGACCAUCGCUACGCGUUAAAAAGACGGUGGGCGUGGAAACGAGCGUGGUCAUUCUAAAAGAGAAUGGAGUCAAUCUCACUCUCACGAUUGUCGACACGCCGGGCUUCGGUGAUGCAGUCGACAAUAGUAAUUGCUGGCAACCGAUAAUCGAUUUCGUUGAAUCGAAAUAUGAAGAAUUCCUGAACGCAGAGUCACGGGUGACUCGUAAAGCCGCUCCGCCUGAUACGCGAGUCCAUUGCUGCCUGUACUUCAUAGCUCCAAGCGGGCAUGGACUCAAACCGCUCGAUGUAGAGUUCAUGCAGCGACUCGGCGAUAAAGUCAACAUCAUACCCGUUAUCGCCAAGGCCGAUACGAUGACGCCCGAGGAAUGCAAGGAUUUCAAGGAACAAAUCCUGAAGGAGAUCGCGCAGCACAAGAUCAAGAUCUACGAGUUCCCCGAGGGCGCGGCCGACGAGGGCGACGCGGCGCCGCGCGCGCUGCGGGCGCGCGUGCCCUUCGCCGUCGUCGGCGCCAACGCCGUCAUCGAGCUCGACGGGCGCCGCGUGCGCGGCCGCAAGUACCCCUGGGGCGUCGCCGAAGUUGAAAAUUUGGAGCACUGCGACUUCUUGGCGCUCCGCAACAUGGUGAUCAGAACGCAUCUUCAGGACCUGAAGGACGUGACCAGCUCCGUGCACUACGAGAACUACCGCUGCCGCAAGCUGGCCGGCCUCUCGCACGACGGGAAACCGCACAGGAUCAACUCCAACAAUUUCUGCCCGCAAGGACUGAUGAACAGUUUCAUGACCGUGUGGAAUCCAUUGGCUCAGAUGGAAGAAGAGAAGAGAGAACAUGAUCUUAAAAUGAAGAAGAUGGAAAGCGACAUGGAACAGGUGUUCGAGCUGAAGGUGCGCGAGAAGCGCGCCAAGCUGAAGGAGUCGGAGACGGAGCUGGCGCGGCGGCACGAGGCCACGCGGCGCGCGCUGGAGGCGCAGGCGCGCGAGCUGGACGAGCGCCAGCGCGCGCUGCUGGCCGAGCAGGCCGCCUGGGAGCGCGACACCGGCCUCUCGCUCGACGACCUGCGCCGCCGCUCGCUCGAGGCCAACAGCAAGGAGACGGUCGACGGCAAGGAUAAAAAGGAUAAGAAAAAGAAAGAUUGGUCAUUUAAGAAUGUCACAUCGGGAAUGUAUACGUAAAGUAAGAAGAUCUAACUAUUUAUUAACAUGUUAAACUAUUUACUAUAGACCUGUGGUUUGUAAACUCUGAAACAACGAUACUAAAAGACUAAUAUAAUAUUAUAUCAAACAUUCGGUACCAACUUAUACAUUACGUUAUUUUAUCUGUAUUUACUAUUUACAUGAGAAUAUUUCCAUGACAAAGCAUUUAUUUUUAUAAGUGGGGCCUAAUUUUUGUACGUUUUUUUUUUUUAUUUCGAAAUUUUUGACAUAUUUUGAUUGACUUCGAAAUUUGUGAAGUUUGACGUAAACAGCACAAUCGAUUCGGCUAGUGACGUGUCAUAUUCGUCCACGAAGUUGCCAAAGUAGCUUGUAAUAACAAUCUGCUUUAAACGUAAAUCUCUUUAACGUUUCGUCUUUAUAAUCGCUAAUUCUGACAUCUCUGUCGUCGUACGUUUGUGACGAACGACGAACGACGAAUAACGCUCAAAAACUGUGUGAAUUAAGUAUAGGCACUAUUCUCAUUAUCGAUAACCGUAGCAUACUUUACUAAUGCUAGCGAACAAUAUUCCGUUUAAAUUUUUAAUGAUAGAUGUUACGCAUUGUAGUUUUACGAGAUAUUAGAAACACCACUACAUUUAAACGACGAUUAGAUAUUUUUUACUUCUUUAUAACGUUAUGGUGUUCGAGUUGGGCUUGCUCGCGUGGCCGCCCGAGCGCUUAGUGAUAUCCGUAUGCUCAUAGCGAGUGUGAGUUAGCUAGGCGUUAGCUAGGCGUUAGCUAGGCGUUAGCUAGGCGUUAGUCUUCUGAUAUCUAAGGGAGUGACGGUUGGACAUCGCUGGCAGGGACGCUGCCUUUUCUACUCAUUGAUUAUACGUAGUUUGUAUGUAAAUUAAUUUAAUCUGACUCCUAUCCUGUUAUGACUCGAUUACGUUACUGAAUAUUAAUCACUUGAAAUAUAUAUCCAGCACAUAUGUAUGACCUGUAAAUAAUUUCGUUUUAGUCAUUAUCCUAUAUAAAUAUAUUUGAUGAAGUCACUGUACUAAUCGAUAGUUCGUUAUACACGUUAAAUGCAUAAUCUUAUUUUUAAUCAAGAUGCCAUGGUUAAAUUUGUAUUAUUUCCUUACACCGCAGUAUUGACUUUCGAGUUGAAAUUAGGUAUUUAGUGUUAAGUGUAUGCUUAAUUUUGUAUUUUCUGUCGAACUGCGAGUCGCGACCGACAUUACCGAGCGAUCACCUGUCCCGCGAAGGAUGGUGUCGGAGGGCAAGGUUGAAACGAUGUAAUAUAUUGUACCUUUGAAUAAAUAUAAAUAAAUACGUAAUAUAUAGGA
Messenger RNA from Vanessa tameamea, 3701 nucleotides. It is a transcript of the gene pnut, whose product is annotated as septin-7. Gene Ontology annotation, biological process: cytoskeleton-dependent cytokinesis; cilium assembly; intracellular protein localization. The coding region runs from base 556 to 2391 and encodes 611 amino acids. The record is from RefSeq and is a predicted model, not a curated record. Gene Ontology annotation, molecular function: molecular adaptor activity; GTPase activity; GTP binding. The transcript has 12 exons. Lineage: Eukaryota; Metazoa; Arthropoda; Insecta; Lepidoptera; Nymphalidae. Gene Ontology annotation, cellular component: septin complex; septin ring; microtubule cytoskeleton.